This is a messenger RNA of Engraulis encrasicolus (European anchovy), 5325 nucleotides long. RefSeq names its product stanniocalcin 2a (gene stc2a). Lineage: Eukaryota; Metazoa; Chordata; Actinopteri; Clupeiformes; Engraulidae. Gene Ontology annotation, molecular function: hormone activity. The transcript has 4 exons. Gene Ontology annotation, biological process: intracellular calcium ion homeostasis. The record is from RefSeq and is a predicted model, not a curated record. The coding region runs from base 173 to 1087 and encodes 304 amino acids. Gene Ontology annotation, cellular component: extracellular region.
CCGGGCUCCGGGAAAUAUAGCUAGCAUCCGUUCCUCCGCCACGCUCACUCCCCGCGCCACCCCGAGCAGCGGUUACAACACAGGAACCAGAAAAUCCCAGGGGUUAACGCUCCCAUUUAAAUAUAGACUUACGCCAACAAUAUCCAGAUCUAAUUGUAGGUCGCCGGUAGAUAUGUUGGUCAAAUUUGCAAUAGCGCUAUUGGUUCUCUCAGUCUUUGAACAAGUAGUGGUGACGGAUAAUACCGAUUUCCAUGACAGUCCGCCAGAAAAACCGGCCAGCCAGAAAGGACGGCUCUCUUUACAGAAUACAGCGGAAAUCCAGCAUUGCCUGGUGAACGCUGGUGAUGUGGGUUGCGGUGUCUUCGAGUGUUUCGAGAACAACUCUUGCGAGAUCCGCGGCCUCCAGGAGAUCUGUAUGACCUUCCUGCACAACGCCGGCAAGUUCGACUCCCCGGGCAAGUCCUUCAUCAAGGAUGCCCUGAAGUGCAUGGCCCACGGCCUGCGCCACAAGUUCAGCUGCAUCAGCCGCAAGUGCCUGGCCAUCAAGGACAUGGUGUUCCAGCUGCAGCGCGAGUGCUACCUCAAGCACAACCUCUGCUCCGCCGCCAAGGACAACGUCAACGUCAUGGUGGAGAUGAUCCACUUCCAGGACCUCUUCCCCAAAGGGCCGUACGUGGAACUGGUCAACAUCCUGCUGAGCUGCGGCGAGGAAGUAAAGGAGGCCAUCACGCGCAGCGUGCGGCUACAGUGCGAGCAGAACUGGGGCGCCCUGUGCGAGAGCCUGACCCUCUGCUCCCCGAUGCCCAACGGGGCCCCCGCCGCGGCGCCCGGGGCCCCCGCGGGUCCCCCGGCGGACCGGCAACGCCACGCCAGCGCCAGCGCCACCCUCCCUGUACACCCCCCUCCGGAGUCAGAGGGCCCCAAGAGCCACCCGUCGUCCACCAGGCAGGACAAGGAGAAGGCCAGCAAAGGGGGGUUCAACACGCACCCCAGGAGUCGUGGCCAGGGGGGGUCCCGUCGCAUGAACCUGGAGGGCGGUGGGGCGCUCAAGCAGGAGGACCCCGAGGCCACAGACAUCCGGAGGUGAAAGUGCCCCCCCCUCUCUCUCCCUCCCUCCUCUCAAGAGUCCUCCCCGCCCCCGCCAGCUCCUCAAAAUAACACAAAAACAUGUCCUGGACCAUGACGCCAUCAACCCCCCCACCUUGUCCCCUACACACAUACAGUACAACACACAGCACAAUCACCCACCCACGCACAUAAACAUAUACAUAGACUGAGUAGCAGGACAACAGAUCUACUCCCUCGAUCUCCCUUGACCCCAAAAUAACAACCCCGUCCCACCCCUCCCUCAAACGUACCCCGCCCCCCCCAAAGUUCCUUGUCGACAGUCAUUCCAACACUCCCAAAUUGUACAUUUUAUUUGCAGGGUAUGCGGUCUAGUUCAUUUUGUUUCUUGUAGGCAGAGUAAUUCUUUUGUUUGUUUGUUUGUUUUUUGUCGAUAUUAUUAUAUAUGAUAUAAGUAUUAUUAUUACCACAGCUAUAACAUCACGAAUCAUACUCAAUGGUAUGGUUUAUUCACAUUUUUAUUUAUUUUAUUCUUUAUGCAAUGUUUUUUUAAUAUCAAAAAUGUACAUAUAAAACACAUCUAUAUUUAUAUAUAAGUAUAUAUAAGUAUAGCCACCAUAAGCAAUACAGAGAAACUAUAUGUAAUAAGGUGCAUAGAAUACUCCAAGAAUUAUUACCAAGACGUAGUUUCACUUGUGCAACAAACCACACUUUGGACUGUAGAUAUGUAACAUACAUUAUUUGUUUUUUUGUUGCUUUUUUUGUUUCGUUUUGUUGUGCUUCAACGUUGGAACAUGUUGUUUGCAUCAUACUUCUUAAAUACUUGAUUAAAUACAAGCUGUACAGGAUUAAAGUGAGGACCCGGCACAUAGACACGCGUCAGAGAAAACUAAUAGAGGAGACACAGCCGACAGUUCUGCAUUUGUAAAGCAAAAGAAAGAAAACCCCCUCCCCACACACACACACACACACACACAAACACACACACACACACCACAUCUUUACAGUACUAACUGUACAAUGGAGCCAGGGCUGGACUGGUUAUCUGGCAUACAGGGCAUUUUCCCGGGGGGCUGACAGCCCCAUAGGGGUCGAUACUGUUGUGGUGGUUGUUUUCCUGGGGAUUGGCUGACAAUUCAGGGGGGAAGGCCCAUUGGUCCAUCGUCAAUAUAGACAGUGGAUUCAGCCAGUCAAGAUAUAGUAUGAGAGUGGUCUGUGUGUGUUCGGGGCCGAUCUAGGCCAAAAAAUGCUCGCUGACAUUUUUCAGUCCCAGUCCAGCCCUUGAAUGGAGCAUCUCGGAGCUGUUUAGCCCACUGUAGAGUAGAGUUGCCCAGCCAGGACUCAAACCCUGGGGUAGUAAACUGGGGCUCUGACCGUUUCACCAAAAGAGCCCGGCUCGUUGGCGUGCCAGUCAGAACACACCCACAACCCUAGCGAUGGUCACUCCAUCACACAGCCGAUAGUCCCCCACUCCACCAAGUUCUUUUGCUGGUAAAAUCCACCUUCCAAACCCCGAUAAGACUGUCACCAAUUCCUCGUGUUUGUCUGAACCAGGGGUGGGGAAAUCUAUGUCUAGAAGGCCCUUUGCGACCCUUGAAGCCGCUUUAUCUGGCCCCGACAUAAUUUUAAUGUUAUGCAGCUUCAUAUGAAAUAUGACAUAUUUUGUAAAGGAAUCUUACAAAUUCCAUUUGCAGUACAAUUAAGCUAUAUUCAGGGGACCUAAAGAAUGUGGGGUCUGUUGUAAAGGUGGCUGACUUCAAUAUAGGCCUAAAGUGCAGGGGGAAAUGCUGGUUUGUGUUCGUAGCACAACCCUUGGAGGACUUUUACAGCCCUUGGAGCAAUUUGAAAUGGCCCUUCGAAUGGAAAAGGUUCCCCGCCCCUGGUCGAAACGGUACUCACGCACCCACUCUUUCCCCCUAGUCAGCCGUCAUGAGUUAACUAAAAGCUGUACGAAAAACACUCGGUGAACCACAGGUGCCUAUAGAGUAUGUGUGCUCACAAGCUAUACUCUGAGCAGCCUCUGUCUUGUGUUGCUCUGAACUUAAACCCAAAGGGUACAGAAGUUUCAAUAAGCUUGUGUGAUGCCGGGGACACAUUCACACGAAUUUUGGCCCCACGAAGUGAACUUCGCCAUUCAUUCCUACGAGGGAGGCGAAGGCAAACGAACAAGAGCGAAGCUAUUCGAGCAAGAGCGAACAUAUUCGACCAAGUUUAAUAUAAUGUAAAUGGGGAACGAAUUCCGCCUGCAAUGGCCAUGGCAGGCCAAUCAACAACGGUUAAGCUGUCAGAAUGGACACUGAAUUUCGCCUCGCCUCUUUGCUUCGCUGGUGUCGCUUCGCCUGCAUGUGUCCCUGGCGUGAGUGGUCCCGACUCGGCAAAAGACGUUGGGAAGGGGAGCAGGGUCUGGACCCUUGUCGAACCCCAGUGUGAGCCGCUGUUGCUAUACAUGGGGUUUUUUGUUUAUAAACACGGUGUUGCGAGGAGAGGCCAGACAUUUCUUGACAGACAGCAAUCAGAGGUUGAGUUGUGCGCAGCCAGGGGAAAACAAAAUUUGAGAACCCAUGUAUAAGAUACUCAUUGAGCUGAGGUACCUUGCCAUUAAAACACAGUAGCACUCCUAGCGGUUAGGGUUAGAGUUUGGGCUAUAUUAACAGCUUAUUGGUAGCUUAUAUUGAUAUAUGAAGCAGCCCAUCUCAACAGAACAGCGGAAACCCCAUACCACCUUUUGCUGACAUAUGAUAUGUACGGGAAAUGGAUCGCAGAGGCGGCGUUCACACUGAGUGGCUGUUUUUCAGACCCCAUUUACACGUAUAAGGAUGUGUUUGUAAACACAUCGGCAUGGGCCUCUUGUUGAAGCUCAAACUGAGUUUUAGACAUCUGCAUUUAUACCACCAGUGUAGUGCUAAAGAACUGGGAGCUAGGAAGCUAAAAUGCACCAGUCAUAAUGGUGGUUUUAUUUUUUAUCAACAUGCAAUGUUUAUAUGUAAACGGAUAACAAAUAUCUGUAUUUAAAUAUAUUCACAUAUGUGUAAUCAAAGCCUUAAUCUGAUAUUCAUAGUAUGAGGAAAAUUGCUAACAUCAAUCACAAAUGUUUAUCUGCAUGGGUGUUGUUGCUACGAUGUGUUACUUUGCCAUUAGGUAGCACGCUAAGCUAAGUAACAACCAAUUUAAAUGCAAAUCACCACACAUUGAUUGAACUAUGUUUUGAUAAGUUAUCUUACGUUAGUCACUCUUUUGCUUGCACUUGACAACAGCUUAGCUGUUUCCUCAUCGUGGUGAUAGAUCUGUUUAUGACAUUCAGUGGCUACAGUUCCAAUGGAGGGGGUUCGUUGAUAGCUGUGGCACUUUAUAAUAAGGGAUGCAUAAAAAGCAUUUGGGAGACUUUGUAAAUAAUUAACUAACGAUGAACAAAACAUUAACAAAUGUUUGUGAAUGUGAGUGGGAAAUGUUAUGUUGAUAUUUUAUAUUUAGCAAACAUUUACAGUUUGUAAAUGAAUUAAAAAAUACUCUGUUAAAAGGUUAGGAAAAUCUUGAACAUAUUAAUUUGUAGAUAUUUUAUGAAGCAUUAAUAAAACUUUGUUUAUAAUAGAACCAUUCGUUAAUGUUUUGUGCAUCAUUAGUUAAUCAUUUACUAAGUCUUCAUAAUGCUUUUUAUGCAUCGCUUAUUAUAAAGUCUUACCCUGGUAGCCUAUCUCAGUGUGAACACCGUCUUAUGUGGCCAUGAAAAUGCAGUGGACCCUGGGACAGAACUGGGACAGACCUGGGACAGACCCAAGGCAGACUAAGGGAACUAGGGAAACGUGAGGAUUUUAAAAAAAAGGACGCAUAAAUGUGAAUACUUGCUACUUUUGCUAGCCGUUAUAAAGCCUACCUGUACCUAUUCCCCCCUUUUUUACUUCUCACUUCUCUUCCCUUCCCCCUCCUAUAGCUCGCGGCAACUAAAAUUCCCUCUCUUGAGUGCUUUUAGGACUGUCAGAAAGCUGACUGUCCACGUCUGUCAGACUGUUUUAUAGCGAAUCAGUGAGAGAGAGAGAGGGCAAGCUGGCCUAAAGGCCAGUGAUUAUACCACUUAAACGUGUACAGUGAACAGUAGAGACCCUCUCCCCCUCAACCUCCAGACGAUAACCCUGAUCGUCCAUCAAUCCCCGAGCCCUAACCCUACCCCACACACCUUUUACCUCUUAGAGUCAUCAGCUAGACAGAGCUGAACGCAAGCAGUGUGCUGAUGAGAAAGAAUGUGCAUGUGUGUGUGUGUGUGAG